Molecule: messenger RNA, 855 nt
Organism: Caenorhabditis bovis
Lineage: Eukaryota; Metazoa; Nematoda; Chromadorea; Rhabditida; Rhabditidae
Source: the annotation of a GenBank genome assembly
AUGCAAGAAGUAGGAGUUCUCGCCAUAAUUGAGCUAUUAGAGCUACGAGCUGUUUUUAAACUUGCCAUUAUCAUACUCGCAUUUGUGUCGACGGCUUCAUACUUGACGGCAUGCGGAGGUGGGAAACAUAAGCGAGGACAUUCGGACACGGAAGCCGAUGAUACGGAUGAUGAAUCGGAGAAGCCGUCGAAGCGAAAGGCGGCGAAACGGAAUAGGAAGCAUCAGCAGAAGAAGCCAAAUAAUGUCGCGGGUACGCCGGCGCCGAAGCCGCCGAAGAAUCGCGCCGAAAUCGCUGGAACCCAUGAUCCGAACUAUCAGACGCUCGCCGGAUUAUCCAACGACAACAUCUUCCAGCCGAAGGGCGGCGGCGCGGCACCAGUGCCUCCAGCGAAGCCGGCGAUGGCUGCGACGCACGAUCCCAACUAUCAAACGUUGGCUGGACUCAACAACGCGGACAUCUUCAAGGACAAAGGAGGAGCUGGAGCGGGUGGAGGUGGACCGAGAGCGCCGGCAGUCCCGCAGGGCAAAGCUGCCACUUAUGAUCCCAACUAUCAAACACUCGCUGGAUUGGAUAACAAUGAGAUAUUCAAGGAGAAAGGGCCCGCUGGUGGUGGCGGUGGUCCCAAGGCGCCAGCGAAUCCACAAGGCAAAGCAGCGACGUUCGAUCCGAACUACCAAACACUUGCUGGACUCAACAAUGCCGACAUAUUCAAGGAGAAAGGUGGCGGCGGUGGAGGUGGUGGGCCGAGAGCACCAGCCAAUCCGCAAGGAAAAGCCGCAACUUUUGAUCCAAACUAUCAGACACUCGCUGGUCUUAAUCAAGACAUUUUUGGUGCCGAUAAGAAGAAGAAAUAG